UGUAGGUUCGAGGGAAUCUCUUGGAACUCAGAUGAAACUCGUAUAGCAUAUGUUGCUGAAGAGCCUUCCCCUGCAAAGCCUACAUUCAAUGACUAGGGCUACAAGGUAAGUGGUUCUGAUGACAAGGAUUCCAGCAGCUGGAAAGGUCAAGGAGAUUGGGAGGAAGACUGGGGAGAAACAUAUGCGGGAAAAAGACAGCCUGCACUUUUUGUCAUAAACAUUACUAGUGGAGAGGUUCAAGCCGUCAAAGGCAUUGACAGAUUUUUGAGUGUUGGCCAAGUUGUGUGGGCUCCAUCAAGUGAAGGCUCUGCACAAUAUUUGGUUUUUGUUGGAUGGUCAUAUGAGACAAGAAAACUUGGUAUUAAGUACUGCUAUAACAGGGCUUGUGCAGUAUAUGCUGUUAAAGCACCACACGAAUCAAAACCUAAUGAAAAUGAGAUCCACUCAACUGAAGAUGCUCAUGCACUAAUCCUAACUCAAACCAUAAGUAGUGCUUUUCUCCCACGGUUCAGCCCAGAUGGAAAUUUUCUUGUAUUUUUAUCAGCAAGAAGCUCAGUUGAUACUGGAGCCCAUUCUGCUACAAAUUCACUUCAUAGAAUUGAUUGGCCGAAGGAUGUGAAACUCUAUCAAUCUGCAAAAGUUCAUGAUGUGAUACCAGUUGUGCUGUGUGCGGACGAUGAUGGCUUUCCUGGGCUUUACUUUUCAAGUAUCCUUAGUGAUCCAUGGCUUUCUGAUGGCCACACAUUGAUUAUACCCUCUGUCUGGCACAGCAGUCAAGUUUUACUUUCUGUAAAUGUGUUGAGUGGACAAAUAAAACGAAUCACCCCUGCGGACUCAAAUUUCUCGUGGAGUCUCCUUACGUUGCAUGGGAACAAUAUUUUUGCUGUUUCUAGCAGUCCAGUAGAUGUUCCUCAAGUCAAGUAUGGAACCUUUGUUGAGAAGGAAGGUGGUAAUAGUGAAUGGAGGUGGUCAGAUGUAUCAAAUCCCAUAUAUAAAUGCUCUGACAAGGUAAGAUCUUUGUUGUCCUCUCUUACGUUUAGUAUAAUGAAGAUCUCAGUCAAGGAUGCUUCUGAAAAUCCAACUAAAGGUUCUUGUAAACCUUUUGAAUCUAUAUUUGUGUCAUCAAAAACCAAGAAAAGCGACGCAUGUGAUCCACUAAUUGUGGUCCUUCAUGGGGGACCACACGCAGUCUCAUUGUCAAGCUUUUCAAAGUCACAUGCUUUUCUUUCUUCACUUGGAUAUAGCUUGUUGAUUGUCAACUACAGAGGUUCAUUAGGAUUUGGAGAGGAAGCCUUACAAUCUCUUCCGGGGAAGAUUGGAUCUCAGGACGUCAAUGAUGUACUCAGUGCUAUUGAUCAUGUCAUAGACUUGGGACUUGCCAGUCCAUCAAAGAUUGCAGUGCUUGGUGGUUCACAUGGUGGCUUUCUGACAACCCACUUGAUUGGCCAGGCUCCAGAGAAGUUUGUUGCAGCAGCUGCUAGGAAUCCUGUUUGUAACCUUGCGCUGAUGGUUGGUACAACUGAUAUUCCUGAUUGGUGCUUUUUGGAGAGCUAUGGUACCAAGGGAAGGGAUAGGAUAACUGAAGCACCUUCAGCAGAGGAUCUGACUCUAUUUUAUAGCAAGUCUCCCAUCGCACACCUCUCGAAGGUAAAAACAACAACAGUGUUUCUCUUAGGUGCCCAAGAUCUUCGUGUACCAAUUUCGACUGGACUACAAUAUGCUCGGGCUUUAAAGGAAAAAGGAGUGCCGGUUAAAGUCAUCCUGUUUCCAAAUGAUGUUCAUGGAAUUGAAAGACCACAAUCCGACUUUGAAAGCUUCCUUAGCAUUGCUGCAUGGUUCAACAAGUAUUGCAAAUGAGGAGCAUUUUCAGAUAUCAGUGAUCAAAUCUUAUAACUUCCCAGAUAUUCUUGUGUAUACCCUGUUAUGUUGCAAACUGUAUUUUAAGAAUGAAAAAGAUAUUGAACCAAACUGUAUUUGUCUUAUGGUUCUCUUUUCUUAAAGAUUAUGUCAACCGAUGAUUUUGUAUGCUGAUCUUCUAACUCUUCAUUAA
Molecule: messenger RNA, 2050 nt
Organism: Medicago truncatula (barrel medic)
Lineage: Eukaryota; Viridiplantae; Streptophyta; Magnoliopsida; Fabales; Fabaceae
Product: acylamino-acid-releasing enzyme-like
Exons: 15
Biological process (GO): proteolysis
Molecular function (GO): serine-type endopeptidase activity
Source: RefSeq, a predicted model, not a curated record